UCGACACAAUGGCUGCUUAUAGCAAUUCCUCAAUCCUCUUCGUGAUUGUAGCAUUGUUAUCCUUUUCAAGCAUCACCACAAGUCGUGCUGCUCGUAGCCUACUGCAACUUCCCAACUUGCCUACGAUCCCCUCGUUGCCUAAACCAACACUGCCACAAUUGCCUAAUAUUCCCAACUUCCCUGCAGCAUUGCCACCAUUGCCAACACUUCCAACAGCAACACCAUUACCAUCUCUGCCCACAUUGCCCUCUGUUCCGAAGAUGACUCUGCCACCAAUGCCUUCGAUGCCUUCACUUCCCAACAUGCCUGCAAUCCCAGCUAUUCCAACACUUUCACCUCCUCCAUCCAACUAAUCUUUCGGCUUCCAACUGCAUGAUUUUUACCUAUUUUACCCUACUAGUCUCUACUGCGUGUUUCUUUGCUUUUUCUUUUGUAAUUUUCAUCUUUUAUGUGAUUCUCGACGAUGUAUUGUAUCAUUUGUACUAUUCUGAGUGAUAUAUAUUGAUU
Solanum stenotomum is the source of this 507-nucleotide messenger RNA. Its product is annotated as protein PELPK1-like. The transcript has a single exon. NCBI's taxonomy places the organism in Eukaryota, Viridiplantae, Streptophyta, Magnoliopsida, Solanales, Solanaceae. The record is from RefSeq and is a predicted model, not a curated record. Bases 9 to 353 code for a protein of 114 amino acids.